Messenger RNA from Nicotiana tabacum (common tobacco), 636 nucleotides. RefSeq names its product calcineurin B-like protein 3. NCBI's taxonomy places the organism in Eukaryota, Viridiplantae, Streptophyta, Magnoliopsida, Solanales, Solanaceae. Gene Ontology annotation, molecular function: kinase binding; calcium ion binding. The record is from RefSeq and is a predicted model, not a curated record. Gene Ontology annotation, biological process: calcium-mediated signaling.
AUGAAUUGUUGCGAUUCUUGUUUAUAUGAGCAACAAUGCAGGGACCUGGAAAAUCUUGAAGUACAUGCAAGGGAGACUCUCUUCAGCUUAUGUGAAAUUGAAGCUUUGUAUGAAUUAUUUAAAAAGAUAAGAAGUAUUGUGGUGGAUGAUGGGCUGAUCAACAAGGAAGAAUUCCAGCUUGCACUAUUCAAGAGGAAUAAAAACGAGAGCUUGUUUGCAGAUCAGAUUUUUUACUUAUUCGUCACAAAGCACAACGGGGCAUUGAAUUUCAAAGAAUUUGUUCGUACUCUUUCUGUAUUUCACCCAUAUGCUCCUACUGAUGAUAAGAUUGAUUUUUCAUUCAAGUUAUAUGACCUUCACAAGCAAGGAUUUAUCGAAAGAUCGGGGAUCAAACAAAUUAUAAUAGCUACAAUAGCUGAAUCUAGUAUGGAUCUUUCAGAUGAUGUCAUAGAAAGCAUUAUUGAGAAGACCUUUGAACAAGCAAACACCAAAUGCUAUGGCAAGAUCGACGAAGAUGAGUGGCGUCGCCUUGUUCUGCGGCAACCAAUUCUCUUGAAGCACAUGACCCUUCAAUACCUCAAAAAUAUCACCACCACAUUACCUAGUUUUAUUCACUCUCAAGUUGAAGAUACGUGA